Messenger RNA from Hevea brasiliensis (rubber tree), 1484 nucleotides. Its product is annotated as probable CCR4-associated factor 1 homolog 7. NCBI's taxonomy places the organism in Eukaryota, Viridiplantae, Streptophyta, Magnoliopsida, Malpighiales, Euphorbiaceae. Gene Ontology annotation, cellular component: CCR4-NOT complex; P-body; CCR4-NOT core complex. Gene Ontology annotation, molecular function: poly(A)-specific ribonuclease activity; nucleic acid binding. The record is from RefSeq and is a predicted model, not a curated record. The transcript has 2 exons. The coding region runs from base 520 to 1344 and encodes 274 amino acids.
AAAGAACUUAAUAGGCUUUUUCUAGGAAAAUUUUUUGUUUUUACGUGCAAACAAACAAGAGUUACAAUACCAAUAGCUAAAAAUUCAAAAAAAAUAAAAAAUGAAAAUUCAAACAAAAUCAGAAAAAUGAAACAGGAAAACCCAUCAUUAUUUUUGACCUUAUAAAAAUUUAAAAUAUCUCUAUCGCUUUCGCCAUCUCCACCUGUUGCUGCUUUUUAUAAUACCAUUGAACAAGGGAAACCUAGUAGACCCUCAUCCUCUUCCUGUUCGUCCUUUCCAAUCCUCUUGUUUUGCCCCUUUUUUGGCUGCUAUAUAAAUGUUCGUGUCUCUGUCUAGAAUCUGCACGUUAAGAUCUGCAAUCAGAUGCUUUAAAUCUUUCUGAUUACAGAUAUUGUGAUAUCAACUGAUUUGGCAAUAGAUUUUGGUAGGGUUUGAAUUCUUAAUUUGAUUAAAGACCUGGGAUUGAGCAAUUUUGUUUUUUAUUUGUCGUGCUUUGGUUCUGGUUCUUGAGUCCAAGGAAUGUCGCUGUUGCUAAAAGGCGAUUCUGUCCAGAUUCGAGAGGUGUGGAAUGACAAUCUUGAAGAAGAAUUUGCUCUUAUCCGUGAGAUUGUUGAUGAUUUUCCAUAUAUAGCUAUGGACACGGAGUUCCCAGGCAUUGUGUUGCGCCCUGUGGGCAAUUUUAAGAAUAGCAAUGACUAUCAUUAUCAAACCUUGAAGGAUAAUGUCGAUUUGUUGAAGCUAAUUCAAUUGGGUCUUACGUUUUCAGAUGAGCAAGGGAAUUUACCCACAUGUGGAACUGACAAGUAUUGCAUAUGGCAGUUCAAUUUUCGUGAAUUCAAUGUGAACGAGGAUGUUUUUGCAAAUGAUUCAAUCGAACUUUUGCGCCAAAGUGGGAUUGAUUUUAAGAAGAAUAAUGAGAAGGGUAUUGAUGCGAAGCAAUUCGGUGAGCUCUUGAUGUCAUCAGGGAUUGUGUUGAAUGAUAGUGUGAUCUGGGUGACUUUCCACAGUGGCUAUGAUUUUGGCUAUUUGCUUAAGCUCUUGACAUGCCAGAAUUUGCCUGAUACACAAGUGGGGUUCUUUAACUUGAUCAACUUGUACUUCCCAACCUUAUAUGAUAUCAAGCAUUUGAUGAAGUUUAGCAAUAACCUUCAUGGAGGAUUGAACAAGCUCGCCGAGUUGUUGGAAGUAGAGAGAGUUGGGAUAUGCCAUCAAGCGGGUUCAGAUAGUUUGCUCACAGCUUGUACAUUCAGGAAAUUAAAGGAGAAUUUCUUUAGCGGCUCCUUGGAAAAGUAUGCCGGUGUGUUGUAUGGUUUAGGUGUUGAGAAUGGACAGAAUACUCAUUGAUUAUGAAAAAUUAUAAAAAAAAAAAAAAUUAAAAUUAGAAAGAUGCUCAUUCAAAUGUAUAUGUAUGCUGAACAUCAACAACUUAUGUACACUUUUGUCAUCAAGUUUUCUUAAUUAUGAAUGUUUUCAUAUUUUAAAUA